AUUUGAACACUUACUUCAUAAGCUCUGAAAGAAGAUUAUUAUGGAUAUUUGCACAACGCUGAUAAUUUUAUUUGGUAUCGCGUCGUCUGCUACGGGCCUGCGUUGUUAUCAAUGCACCAGUGAUCAGUCGGGCAGUGGACCAUGCGUUGAUACUCCAAAUACCCGCAAUAUGCAGGUCGUCGAGGAUUGUAAGGGUUCAUGUUAUGUUUCAUACAGUCAGUCUAGCUCUGGCAGUGGUGUUGUGACGUCACGCGGUUGCUACAGCAGAAAGUGGUUCUGCCUGGAGACUUGCCUCGGUCUCUUUGCAGACAUCAACAACUGUCAACAUUGCUGCAGCUGCAACAACUGCAACGACAUAACGGCAUCAACUUUAGGAACGUUUGGCGAUGACUUCGACUGUAGUGCGACCACUCCCGAGUCGACAACGACGGUGGCGCUUUUUCAACCAAGUACGACGACGGUGACGACACCCGCCAACGAACAGGGUGAACCCCUACCACGCAGUCAAGCGUGGAGAAUGAACAUGUCAUGGCAAAUAUUGCUUAUAUUCGCUCUCACUACGUCUAUGGUUAUACUUUGACAUGGGUAGCGAAAUUUAUCCUAAUUAUAUGUAUUAUAAUUACUACUGGUCACAGACUUAACUCAAUGAUCAUCACUUGAACUAGCGUGUGACAGAUUUCCGACCUAUUAACGAGCGAGCAACAAAAAAAAGAGAGCAAAAGACUACAUAAGAGCGCUCUUUUCAGGUAACAAUUAAUGGCGAGGUUUUAGUUUCUAAUAUUGAUUGGCGGUAAAAGGAGUAUUAAUACUAAAAUAAUAGAGUGCUCAUUAUUAAGGUUGAUGUGGUUCUAUUUUUAAAGGCGUAUAAAUAAGACAAAUGUAUUUGGAUUGUAUAUAAACUGUGCAUUUAUGG
Molecule: messenger RNA, 913 nt
Organism: Strongylocentrotus purpuratus (purple sea urchin)
Lineage: Eukaryota; Metazoa; Echinodermata; Echinoidea; Camarodonta; Strongylocentrotidae
Exons: 3
Coding region: 41-580 (179 amino acids)
Source: RefSeq, a predicted model, not a curated record